UCACCGCGGCAGCAGCACCAGGGUGGAGCAGCAGCAGCAAGAGAAGGAAAAGAGAAGGAGCAGGAAAAGAGAAGGAGCAGGACGGAGGACUAACGAUGGACGGAGACUCCACAGUCGUCAAAGAGGAGGAAACUACGAUGGCAGAACUGGUUUAUUCCAGUUCUGAGGUUAAACCUCCUAAUGGAGGAGCAGUGAAGGCUGAGGAAGAGGAGGAGGAGGAGCUGAUGAAGAGCAGAGAGAAGGAGGUGCAGAAACCUGAGGAAAAGGAGGAGCAGCGACAGGAAGAACGGAGGGAUGAGGAGGUUUGUUCAGCUCCUGGAGAUGGAAGAGGAGCUGCUGAAGGAGGAGAAGACAACAUGGAGGUGAAGCUGGAGGAGGACAGAGAGGAGGUGAAGGAGGUGAAGGAGGUGAAGGAGCUUCAGCUCCAGACUUCCACUUCUCCUCCUCCAGAAGAGGAGAAGGAACGAGACGAUGGAGAAAAAGAAAAGAUAUCAGACAAGAUGGAGGAGAUGGAGAAGGAGACCAGAGGAGCUGAUGAAGAGGAGCAGAAAGUAUCCACUAGGGAGCAGCGUGAUGUCCAGGAGAUUCCUGAGUCCAGAGGAGCUGAUGAAGAGGAGCAGAAGGAGGUCCGUGAUGAAGAGGAGCAGAAGGAGGUCUGUGAUAAAGAGGAGCCGAAAGUUCCCACUAGGGAGCAGCUUGAUGUCCAGGAGAUUCCUGAGUCCAGAGGAGCUGAUGACAAGCAGCUUGAUGUCCAGGAGAGGAGUGUCCAGAGACUCCUCUCUCAGGGAGGAAGAACAUCCUCCUCUUCUUCAAUCCCGAGGUCCAGAAUUCCUCACCCUCAUCCCAGAGAUAAACCAGCCGCCAGGCCGUCUGCUGAUGAAACCGCGAGGGCCUCCAGGACAGCAGGGGGCGCCAUCGCUGCAAAGCUGAUCUCAGCCAAGAGCACAGAGUCGGUGGACGUCAGUCCAGGAAGUCGCUCACCUGCCAGUCGAUCAAGCACUCCCAACAGAGAAGUGAAGAAGGUGGCCGUGGUCCGGACCCCCCCCAGGUCUCCCGGUUCUGCUCGGGUUCUGCCCUCCCACCCCAUGCCCGACCUCAGCAACGUCAGGUCCAAGGUGGGAUCCACCGAGAACCUGCGGCACUCACCUGGAGGAGGAAAGGUUCAGAUCACCAACAAGAAGCUGGAUCUCACCAACGUUGGGUCAAAGUGCGGCUCUAAAGGCAACCUCCACCACAAGCCAGGUGGAGGGCGGGUGGAGAUCAAGUCGGAGAAGGUCGACUUCAAAGCUGUUCAGUCUAAAGUCGGGUCUUUGGGGAACGUGACCCACGUCCCCGGAGGAGGGAACAAGAAGAUUGAGAGCCACAAGCUAAGCUUCAAGGAGACGGCUAAAGCCCGGACCGACCACGGCGCCGACAUCGUCGUCCAGACGGACUCGCCUCCUCGCGGCCUCAGCAACGCCUCGUCCAAUGGAAGCCUUAACGGAGCCGGGGCCACGCCCCUCCAGGCCACGCCCCUCGACAACCUGGCCGACCAGGUUUCCUCCUCUCUGGCCAAACAAGGCCUGUGAUUGGACGAGUGCCUGCUGUUGCCAAGGAAACCGUCAGCUGUUGCCAAGGAAACCGUCAGAAGGAAGAAAACAUUCGUCAUCCUGCCAUUUUCUUCAUUCUGCUCAUGUUAAGCUAAAGUAUUGGAGAGAUUUUAUGACAAGUCAAAGUGAUGAUGAAACGGCCGAUCAGGGUUCGAUUCUCUGUUUCCUCCAGAGUUAACCUGUUAGCAUAGCUGGCUGGGGCUAGCGAGCUAGUCCAGAUUGGCUAACGGAGCCCAACGGUAGAAAGAAAGUUUAUAUUUAUUGUGUUUUUUUUCAACAAUCUGGUUGGUUGGUUUACUGUUACUAUUAGCUUGAUUGGUUUCCUCAAUUAUCGGUUGCUUUAGACCAGGGGGGCCACGACCCCUAGGGGGCCGCAGAGGUACUGCAGGGGCUCCAACAACUCCAUUAACAGGAGAUAACAAUCUACUUUUGACAAUAACUAUUUAGUCUCCAACUCUACAUAAAUGAUUCAUGACGUGAGUCGUGUGACUAACGUCAACUUUAGAGAGAAAAACCAGCUGUUUUUAUUUCCUAUUUAACUAGUUAGACCUGAAAGAUAAGUUAGUGACGAUAACGAAGCUGACGAGGACAAAGUUUCAUCAACCGUCGACUGAUUCUGACGUCUGUGAUUCUGAUCAGUCUGUGAUUGAUCAGUCUGUGAUUCUGAUCUGUCUGUGAUUCUGAUCUGUCAGUACGUUCACAUGCAGCGAUUCAACCUGGUUGCAGAUCCGUUGCAGACAUCGUUCCGACUUUUAAACUGCAUGUAAACAUCUCAACCUGGUCAAAUCAACCUGGUCUAGCCGGAUUCAUCAACCAGGUUGGAGCACCUAGAUAAGCCAGUCGCAACCAGGUUGUUAACGCCAUGUGUACGGGGACAUAGAUAUUGCAGUCUGCGCAUGCUCGAGAAUUUCCCCCGGGUGGGGUUUUCCCCCGGGGGAGGGGAUUCACCCCGAAGUGAAAGGAGACGACGCGUGUUUAGCCAUUCUUUCAUUCUUCAAAACAUGUCUACAGGAAGAACUCAUUUUUGGUCCAACGAGGAGACGCGUUUUCUGCAGUCACUGCAGUCAAAAGAUCCGUUCUUCUUUUCAUCAUCAACACUAAAAGGUACAUAAUGCAGGAAAUGUAGCUGCGGUAGCCUCGUCGAGGUGCUCGGACGCCAUCUUUCUUUCUUGGUGUUGGUAAGCGGAGGUCAACCGGAAGUGGCUCUUUGUUGAAAUGGUUACCAUGGUUACCUUGGGUACAGCGCCACCUAGCGUCACGGAGUCAGCCAUGCUCUGGUUACGGUGGAUUAUUCAAUCUGAUUCAGUCUGAUCUCAGAACAGCAUGUGUGAUCAGACAAGUUGAUCCAAUCUUCUGCAUGUCAUUAUGUGAUCAGAUCUGCAACCAGGUUGAAUCGCUGCAUGUGCACGUACGUGAUUCUGAUCAGUCUGUGAUUCUGAUCA
Cololabis saira (Pacific saury) is the source of this 3031-nucleotide messenger RNA. RefSeq names its product microtubule-associated protein tau-like. Gene Ontology annotation, cellular component: neuron projection. The transcript has 11 exons. Bases 96 to 1568 code for a protein of 490 amino acids. The record is from RefSeq and is a predicted model, not a curated record. Lineage: Eukaryota; Metazoa; Chordata; Actinopteri; Beloniformes; Belonidae. Gene Ontology annotation, molecular function: microtubule binding. Gene Ontology annotation, biological process: microtubule cytoskeleton organization; neuron projection development.